This is a messenger RNA of Lathyrus oleraceus (garden pea), 1343 nucleotides long. RefSeq names its product galactinol synthase 2. NCBI's taxonomy places the organism in Eukaryota, Viridiplantae, Streptophyta, Magnoliopsida, Fabales, Fabaceae. Bases 72 to 1049 code for a protein of 325 amino acids. The record is from RefSeq and is a predicted model, not a curated record. The transcript has 4 exons. Gene Ontology annotation, molecular function: glycosyltransferase activity.
UGAAACCAACACAACCAACAUCAAUAUUCAAAACAAUCACCAAACAAACAUUCUUUUUUCUCACUGAAACAAUGGCUCCUGAUAUUGUAACUGCUGCAACCACCGUCACCGACUCUCAAACUAAGACUGCAAAACGUGCUUUUGUCACGUUUCUUGCCGGAAACGGCGACUAUGUGAAAGGUGUUGUUGGUUUAGCAAAAGGUCUCCGUAAGGUGAAAACCAUGUACCCUCUUGUGGUUGCAGUGUUGCCUGAUGUUCCGGUGGAACACCGGAAUAUUCUCAUCUCACAAGGUUGCAUUGUUAGAGAGAUCGAACCUGUUUACCCACCUGAGAACGAAACUCAGUUUGCUAUGGCUUAUUAUGUUAUCAACUACUCCAAACUUCGUAUUUGGGCUUUUGAGGAAUAUGAGAAGAUGAUUUACCUUGACGGUGAUAUACAAGUUUUCGAAAACAUUGACCAUUUAUUUGACUUGCCAAAUAACUAUUUCUAUGCUGUCAUGGAUUGUUUUUGUGAGGCCACAUGGGGUCACUCCAAGCAAUAUGAAAUCGGAUACUGUCAACAAUGUCCCGACAAGGUUGAAUGGCCUAGUAGUGUUGGUCCCAAACCACCUCUUUACUUCAAUGCUGGCAUGUUUGUUUAUGAACCUAAUAUGGAUACUUAUCAUGAUCUUCUUCAAAAACUUCAAGUGAAUAAACCAACUUCCUUUGCUGAACAGGAUUUUUUGAAUAUGUAUUUCAAUGACAAGUAUAAGCCAAUUCCUAAUGUUUAUAAUCUUGUGCUGGCUAUGUUGUGGCGUCAUCCUGAGAAUGUUGAGCUUGAAAAAGUUAAAGUUGUUCAUUAUUGUGCAGCUGGUUCUAAGCCUUGGAGGUACACUGGUGUGGAGGAGAAUAUGCAGAGAGAAGAUAUAAAGAUGCUGGUGAAGAAGUGGUGGGAGGUGUAUGAAGAUGAAAGUUUGGAUUACAAGGAAGCGAUUAAUACGAAUCGCUUAACAUCAGCAAUUUUGGAAGCUGGUGGUUUCAACUUUGUCCGCGCGCCAAACGCUGCUUAAUUAGUGUGCUUUACUUAUGAACUGCAAGAUCUUCUGGGAUAGUUUUUUUGCUAGGGGAUCAAACAUAAUUUAAGUUUUUUUAAAGAAUAAUUUCAAGGGCUUAAAUUUUUAUUAGGAGUCCUUGUUAGUUUUUGUUUUCAUUUUUAAGUUUUAUUAAUUAUAGUUUUUACUAAUUUGGAGGACCUUAAUUAAUUUUAUAGUCCUUACUAGUUUCUGUUUUUCUUGUAUGGUAUGCCAUUUCAGAGCUGUAAUUAAUUAUCAUUACUAUUAUGAAUGGAUAUUUUUGUUUUAGAA